CUCUCGCCACGACUGUACACGAGCAGCCAUGGCAGAAGCAGGGGCGAAGUUUCUCCCCCAUCUGGCCGCCGGUCUCCGCCUAUAUAUACCCAGCCCACACGCGCCUCCUUCCCUAGCCAGACCGAGCAGCUGCUCUUCUUCCUCCAGUCCAGACGUGGCGCUUUGACUUUUCGACCCCGGAACCCAUCGAAGGCGCCUCCGUGGGAAAACCCCGGGACGAUUCUUGGAGAAGAAACCGCGGAUUCAGCGGCGGCGGAGGAGAGGCGCCUUGCCGUUACUGGGAUUUUGCCCCCGCUCUGGCUCCGGUCGAGGAGAACCUUAUUAAUUACUGAAGUUAACGGGUUGCGCAAUGAAGGCACCAUCGCUGCUUGUUCAGUGUUUCCCUGGCUUGCUUCCAAGCAAGGCCACUAGUUGUGUGCCGAUUAUAUCAGAGAGGGAUCUGCAUCUACCAUCACCAGCUGUUGAACUAAUCCCUUCAAAGAGUGCUCAUCCUUACAAAUAUGCUGGAGAGAAGGUCGAUGUCCAAGGUCUUGAUGUUUUCAAGGGGAAGGUCAGUGUAGCAGAUAUGAUAGCCUUUUCCCCUUCUGAAGUAGCAUCAUCAAAGCAUGAUGGGAGUCUCAAAUAUUGGGAGAGUUCCAUCACUCUUGUGAAUAUUAUUAAAAAUGAGAUCCGUGAUGGGCAGCUAAGCUUCAGGGGCAAGCGAGUCCUAGAGCUUGGAUGUGGAUCUGGCCUGGCUGGGAUUUUCGCUUGCUUGAAGGGUGCAUCUAUAGUACACUUCCAAGACACAAAUGCAGAAACCAUAAGAUGCAGAACAAUGCCCAAUGUGCUUGCGAAUCUUGAGCAGGCUCGGGACAGGCAGAACAGACCAUCAGAGAGCCCAGUUACACCAUCUCGACAGCUGUUAGCUCCCGUUGUCCAUUUCUAUGCCGGGGAGUGGGAUGAGCUCCCUACAAUUCUCUCAGUUGUGCAUCCACCUGCGCAACCUACAAACCUUAGCUUUUCUGAGGAUGAUUUUAUGGAUGGCUGCAGUAGCCAUGACGGAAGCAGUAUAGUUGGUCAGGACUCCCGGCGAUCCAGGAAGCUUUCUGGCAGCCGUGCAUGGGAGAGGGCCAGUGAGGCUGACCCAGCAGAUGGAGGGUACGAUGUAAUUUUGAUUUCUGAGAUCCCUAAUGCGGCGAACUCUCUGAGGAAGCUCUAUGCCCUUAUCACUAAGUGCCUACGCCCACCUUAUGGAGUCCUGUAUGUGGCUUCAAAGAAGAACUUGGUUGGUUCCAAUGGCAGUGCAAGGCAGCUUAAAAGUUUGAUGGAUGAGGAAGGUGUUCUCGGUGGUCACUUCUUGACUGAGCUAUCUGACCGGGAGAUAUGGAAGUUCUUUUUCAAGUGAACCAGUAAAUGUUGAAACUGAAAAAGAUGAUCCUGGCCGUGGCCUCAUAUACAAAAGAAAUUCAUUUGUCUAAUCGCAGCGCUGUACAUACCGCGAAGCUUAGUUCCAUUAAUUCUUUGGUAAUAUAGGUUCAAGUAUGCGCCUCAGUUGUUAUAAACCUGCAAAUGUGUUGGCAUUUUAACCCUUUUGUAGAUCUCCUAUCUCGUAGUUGACUGUAUUGAGCUCUUGCAUACCGGAUCUAUGGUGCUGGCAUAAAACAGCACGAUAUCAGCAAUAUGUACAAAAUGGAAAUGGUUACUGUA
This is a messenger RNA of Hordeum vulgare subsp. vulgare (domesticated barley), 1686 nucleotides long. RefSeq lists its product as uncharacterized. The transcript has 8 exons. The coding region runs from base 350 to 1384 and encodes 344 amino acids. NCBI's taxonomy places the organism in Eukaryota, Viridiplantae, Streptophyta, Magnoliopsida, Poales, Poaceae. The record is from RefSeq and is a predicted model, not a curated record.